CUGGAUCCCACUUCGUUGAAAUCCGCCUCGUUCCAAUGAUCUGACUUGAUCAUGGCUCAGGCAGUGUCGCAGACGCUCGGCCAGCUGCGGAGUAUCACACCAAUCAUUCCUGACAAGCGAACACCUAGAGCUCCACGACAGCCUGGACAGGAUGAAUGGCCAUCAUUGUUUCAGACAGCUGUCGUAGCCACAGCUUUCAAGAUACUCCUGUUUCCAGCAUACAAGUCAACAGAUUUUGAAGUUCACCGGAAUUGGCUGGCUAUCACCCAAUCAUUGCCCGUCAAGGAGUGGUAUUAUGAAGCUACUUCCGAAUGGACACUGGACUAUCCUCCCGCCUUUGCGGUAUUCGAAUGGAUUCUAUCACAACCUGCUCAGCUGAUUGACUCGGACAUGUUGCAAAUCUCCAACCUGGGGUAUAGCUCCUGGGCAACUGUUGUUUUUCAGAGAAGUUCUGUCAUCAUAACAGAGCUCCUGCUUGUCUAUGCUCUUCAUAGGUAUACUGUAUCUUGCCCACCAUCCACACGGCGACAGAGCCAUGCAGCUGCGUUAUCCAUAUUACUUUCUCCCGGGUUGCUCAUCAUCGAUCACAUACAUUUCCAGUACAAUGGGUUUUUGUAUGGUAUCCUAAUACUGUCUCUGGUGCUGGCCAGGAAAGAGUCUACGAUGCUGUUGAGCGGGGUGUCGUUCGCAAUUCUCCUGUCUCUCAAGCAUAUAUAUCUAUACCUGGCCCCAGCAUACUUUGUUUAUCUACUCCGAGUUUAUUGCUUGCAACCCAAGAAUAUGUUUCGGCCACGAUUUGGAAACAUCAUCAAGCUCGGAGUGUGCAUCGUUGGGGUUUUUGCGUCGGUUUUCGGACCAUUUGCUCUAUGGGCCCAGCUGGAUCAACUCAAAAGUCGUCUGUUUCCAUUUUCCCGUGGACUCUGCCAUGCUUACUGGGCACCGAACGUAUGGGCGAUCUAUUCCUUCGCAGAUAGGGCCUUGAUUGCAAUGGCACCAUAUCUAGGUCUCAAGGUUGAUCCAUCUGCGCUCGCGAGCGUAACCCGAGGGUUGGUGGGCGACACAUCUUUCGCCGUGUUACCCAAUAUCACGGCGCAACAUUGCUUUGGGCUUUCUCUGGCGUUCCAGAUGAUAGCAUUGACCAAGCUAUGGUUCAAGCCAAGUUGGGAGGCAUUUGUUGGAGCCGUCACCCUAUGUGGAUACGCCUCGUUCUUGUUCGGUUGGCAUGUCCAUGAGAAGGCCAUUCUUCUCGUCUUGAUUCCAUUUAGUCUAUUGGCUGUCAGAGACCGCUCUCAUCUGGCUAGUUUCCGGCCAUUGGCGGUGGCAGGGCACGUGUCGCUGUUUCCGCUCUUGUUCACAGCGGCCGAAUUCCCCAUCAAGGUAGCGUACACGGUGGCAUGGCUGAUCAUCUUUCUCUACGCUUUCGACCAACUUGCUCCGGCGCCAGCUCGGAGACGGGUAUUUUUAUUGGACCGAUUCGCCUUACUCUACAUUGUAAUAUCAGUUCCAUUGAUGGUGUAUUGCUCACUAGCUCAUGGGAUCAUCUUUGGCAACAGGUACGAAUUCCUACCGUUGAUGUUCAUCAGCACCUACUCGGCAGUUGGAGUGUUGGGUUCUUGGGUGGGCUUCAUGGUGUGUUACCUAGCUUGAUUCAUUGUCGUGGUGGCUGGAAAAAUGAGCUUGGGGGAUGUCAACAUCCAGAUUGAGGCCCUCGGGCCACAUACAUCUAUAAUACGAAUAACCCACAUGGUAGCCUUGUCAGCAUUAGGCGAGCACUUUGAUCCGCAUGUUAUAGAUUGCAGAAGUGGUGCGGAUGCGGAUGACGACUUUAUUUUAGACUGG
Molecule: messenger RNA, 1839 nt
Organism: Exophiala mesophila
Lineage: Eukaryota; Fungi; Ascomycota; Eurotiomycetes; Chaetothyriales; Herpotrichiellaceae
Product: dolichyl pyrophosphate Glc1Man9GlcNAc2 alpha-1,3-glucosyltransferase
Exons: 4
Coding region: 52-1647 (531 amino acids)
Biological process (GO): protein N-linked glycosylation
Cellular component (GO): endoplasmic reticulum membrane
Molecular function (GO): dolichyl pyrophosphate Glc1Man9GlcNAc2 alpha-1,3-glucosyltransferase activity
Source: RefSeq, a predicted model, not a curated record